Messenger RNA from Lotus japonicus, 2300 nucleotides. RefSeq lists its product as uncharacterized. Gene Ontology annotation, biological process: telomere maintenance; DNA repair. Gene Ontology annotation, molecular function: DNA helicase activity. NCBI's taxonomy places the organism in Eukaryota, Viridiplantae, Streptophyta, Magnoliopsida, Fabales, Fabaceae. The record is from RefSeq and is a predicted model, not a curated record. The coding region runs from base 148 to 2163 and encodes 671 amino acids. The transcript has 2 exons.
AAUAGCAUGUUUACUGCUUGGAUGGAAGCAAAUGGGAAAUAUGCUUAGGGAAAGGGGCUAACAUAUUCAGAAUUUCCAGCAGCAUUUGUAUUUGAUGAAAAAAAAAAAGAAUGGCGACCAAGGAAACAAGGAUUUAGCCUUGGUCGAAUGAACUUCGUUGCUCCAGGAAGUGGCGAGUUAUAUUACUUGCGACUUCUAUUGAGUUAUCAACGUGGCUGUUCAAGUUUUGCAGAUUUGAAAACACAUAAAAACCAGACCUAUGAAACUUUCAGAGAUACAUGUGAUGCAAUGGGUUUGUUGAAAGAUGAUCGUGAAUUCAUUGAUGCUAUACAUGACGUAGCUACCCGUUCAUCUGGUCCCUAUGUCAAGAACUUAUUUGUUACAUAUUUGAUGGGAAACAUACUAAGUAAUCCUUUGAAUGUCUGGAAUCAAACAUGGCAUGAACUUGCAGAUGGAAUUCUCUAUAAUCUACGGAAAGCUCAUAACAAACCAGAUUUGGUUAUUGAAGAACAUCGUCUUAAGGACCUAUGUUUAAUGGAGAUUGAGAAAAUUUUGAUGGUUAAUGGAAAAUCUCUAAAGGAUUUUUCUGGAAUGCCUCAUGUUGAAUCUAAUACAUUAACUGAGUAUGGCAAUGUAUUGCUACUCAAUGAGCUGAAUUUUGAUGUUGUUGAGAUGAGCAACUUACACGAUGAAUGUUUUAGCAAGUUGAAUGAUGGCCAGUUGAAGAGUUAUCAAGAAAUUAUAACUGCUAUCAAUGCAAAUAAUGGUGGUUUUUUCUUUGUAUAUGGAUAUGGAGGAACGGGAAAAACUUUUCUAUGGAAAACUUUGACCUAUAAACUAAGAUCUCAGAAACAGAUUAUACUAAAUGUUGCAUCAAGUGGAAUAGCAUCCCUUUUAUUACCAGGUGGCCGAACAGCACAUUCAUUAUUUUCAAUUCCCCUUUGUUUGAACGAGGAUUCAUGUUGUGGGAUACCUCAAGGAAGUCCAAAAGCUGAACUGUUACAACUUGCUAGCCUAAUCAUUUGGGAUGAGGCCCCCAUGGUUAGUCGCUAUGCUUUUGAGGCGUUAGAUAGGACUUUGCGGGACAUCAUGAGGUUUAAAAUCCAUAAUAGUUCUGAAAAACCAUUUGGUGGAAAGGUUGUUGUUUUGGGAGGUGAUUUUAGGCAAAUUCUACCAGUCAUUCCCAAAGGUAGGAGAGCCGAAAUUGUUAUGUCAACCAUUAACUCUUCAAGGCUAUGGAGAUUUUGCAAAGUUCUUAAUUUAACCCAAAACAUGAGGUUGACAACUACAGCAUGUGAUGGGGAUAAUGGGGAAGUUAAACGCUUUGCAAAAUGGGUUUUAGAUAUUGGGGAUGGUAAGUUGGGUGAUUAUAAUGAUGGCGAGUCUAAUGUUCAAAUUCCGAAAGAUUUGUUAAUAUAUCAAUCUUCCAAUCCUAUUGCAGACAUUGUUCAUUUUAUGUACCCUGACAUUGUCCAAAAUGUGGGUUGUGUCAAAUACUACUCAGACAAAGCAAUUCUUGCUCCCACUUUAGAUGCUGUUGAUUCAAUUAAUCAAUAUGCAUUGUCAUUAUUUCCUGGAAAUGAGAAAACAUAUCUUAGCUCGGAUUCAGUAUGGAGAGUUGAUGUAGAUGUUGGAAUUGAAGCUGAUUGGUUAACUACUGAAUUUUUGAAUGGUCUUAAAUGUUCUGGUAUGCCUGAUCACAAGUUGGUUUUAAAAGAAGGUGCACCCGUCAUGCUCAUGCGAAAUCUUGACAUUUCCACUGGUUUAUGCAAUGGUACAAGACUUAUUGUUAACUACCUUGGUCCAAAUGUAAUUGGUGCUAUUGUUCUUUCUGGCACACAUAUUGGAAAGGUUGUGUAUAUUUCCAGGAUGAAUUUGAUGCCAUCUGAUGAAACCAUGCCUGUGAAGUUUCAAAGAAGACAAUUUCCUUUGAUUGCAUCCUUUGCAAUGACAAUCAACAAAAGUCAGGGGCAAUCAUUAUCUCAAGUCGGUGUUUAUCUACCAAAGCCUGUUUUUUCCCAUGGCCAGCUCUAUGUUGCUAUUUCUAGAGUUAAGAGCAGAGAUGGUUUGAAGAUAUUAAUAUGCAAUGAAGACACAAGCCAACAAGAUGUUACAAAAAACAUUGUCUUCCAGGAAGUUUUCCAAAAGAUUUACAACACAUAGUUUGUAUGAUUUCCUAAAUUUAACAUGUAAUACUUUAUAUUUAUUAAGCAAAGAUACAUUGAAACAAAGAAAAUUUUGUAACCAAUAUCAGUGUUAUAGUAACUCAAAUGGUAUGUCUUAAUAAAUAUAUUAGUCCA